ACGAAUGAGCAGCAUCGUACUUCAGCAGCGUUUUCUUCUUUCACGAUAGGAACAGUUUUUCUAGAUAACAAAGACUCUUUUAAAUUUAAAUUAACCAAAUUAUGAAAUGACAUAAACCUUAUGGUUUGUUUGUUUUUUUGCCACUAUGGGUGUACUUCAGUACAGUGUCUUCCGCGCGACUGUACUGUCAUUUGCUGUGCUCGUCUCGAUCCCUCAAGGGCACUCUGACUGUGCCAUGUGCCAAUACAAGAUAAUCCCCACAACAUCAGACAUCACAAUAUUUGUAGGAGACAGCUCCUCCUGCAGUGUCCAGAACACCAACAUUACAAGCACUCCGAAUAGCAUCACAGUGACUGGACUGCAGCCUGGAAACACAUAUUUCUUAAAGAUCAACUGCUCAGAUGUGUGCUGCGCAAACUUCUCCACCAGUCCAGCACAAGUAGAGAACAUUACUGUGCUGAAUUCCAGUAAUAGUAGUUUGACUGUGGGCUGGCCAGUCCCUCUUGGUCAUGUGGACUCAUAUAUUGUGAACGUAUCUGGUGCCGAGCUGAACACACCCCUCAACCUUACCACCUUCACCAACUCUUCAGUCAUCAGUAACCUCAUGGCAGGCCGUGUUUACAACCUCACUGUGACCACCAUCAGUGGAGUCCUGAAGAACAGCUCUAACAUAGUGCUGGUUGCCACUAAGCCUAACCCACCUGAAGCUGUCCGAGUGAGUGGUCAGACAAAUGUAUCUAUUUCUUUGCUGUGGUUGAAACCCUUAUCAAUGGAUGCAGUGUGCUAUGAAGUGUCAUAUAGAUCUAACCAGUCAGGAGUCAACUUAACUUUGAAUCAUACCAAUUCUUUAAACGCAACGCUUACAAAUUUAUUACCCGGCAGUCAGUACGACCUCACUGUGGUCAGCAUUGGAGUAAAAGAACUCAGGAGCUCAAAUGUAAAUCUCACUGCAUAUACAGCUCCUAAUGCAGUGCAAAAUCUGUCUAUUUCGGCUGUCGGCACCAUUUCAGUCAAUCUGAACUGGCUACCCCCAAUUGGGACCCUCAGCCUGUUCUCCUACAGUAUCAACAUCUCUCCACCUGAUCAGACUCUCAAUACCACAUCCAAUAAUUAUCAGAUUACUCAGUUGCAGCCUGGGACUCAAUAUAAUUGCAGCGUCAGAGCACUCAUAAUAACUGCCUACAUAUUUGGACCCUCACAGCUCAUACAGUGUAAUACCAAGCCACUGCCAGUGACAAAUUUAACAGCCUCUCCUGUUGGCACCACUCAGAUGAGCCUUUCCUGGUCUCGUCAGAGUGACUACAAAUCUUCAUAUCAGUAUAAUGUGAGUGUAAAUGGUGAACAAUGGAUACAGAGUAUCAAUGAGACCACAAAUGUUGUUAAUCUGAUCGCUGGGAACAACUACACUUUUACUGUGCAAACUGUAGCAAAUGGCAUGAGCUCUGAAUCUGUAGCCAUCUCUGCAUUUACAGGACUUGGUAAAGCAUCCAAUAUUUCUGCAGUUAGCACUACUCAGAGUAUGAGAGUGGAGUGGAGACCGCCUGAUGGCAUUGUGAGUCUCUACAACGUCAAAAUCCUGUUGAACGGAACUGUUUUAAAAAUGGAAAACCGAACGAAUGAGACAACCGUUGUGUUCUCAGACCUGCUACCUGGAACUCAGUACAAUGUCAUUGUGACAAGUAUCAGUGGACCAAUGAAGCAGGACAGCGAUAGUGUAUCCAAUGCCACCUUGCCUACUCCUCCUGGAGAGUUUGUGACCAUGCAAAGCACAAAUUCACUGAACAUCAGCUGGGCUCGACCACUUAACAUGAGCUCCGUAUCACACUAUUUCCAGUUGUCAUACAGCAACAGCACGCUGAACUGCAGUCAAAACUACAGCUCUCUGACGGGGCUCGAUGCAGGUGUCCAGUACAACAUCACUGUGAGGACUGUAGGUGCAAUGGGAUAUUUCAGCUCUCCUCAGUUUCUCACUGCAUAUACAAAUCCUACUGCCGUAACUGAUGUGAGAUUGAAUGAAUACACUGAGACCAGUAUAUCUUUGAGCUGGCUGCAGCUUGAUGUUCAGCAAUCUGGUUACUCCUACCGGCUCUCCUUCACACACCCUAAUGGCACAGCUGACCAGAAGACUGUAAAUAACAGGAGAGCACAGCUACUGUCACUGCAGUCGGCUAGUCAAUACAAUAUCAGCAUUAUCACACAGACAGCUGGCGGCACCAAGUCUUAUCCCCAAUUCAUAACUGCCCACACUAAGCCAUUUCCAGUUUCCUCUGUAACAUACAAUGUUGUGAAUGUUUCUGCUGUGAAGCUAAGCUGGUCCCGUCCUCAGGAGUAUCCCAAUGGCUUUUCCUACCAAGUAUUAGUGUCCAACUGCACAGAAAAUAGUAGGAACUUGUCGACAUUCUCUGAAAACAUCAUAGUGCCAGACUUGCUGCCUGGCACUCUGUGUCAGUUCAGUCUAUAUAGUUUGGCCUACGGCAUUCUGGGAGAACCAGUGAACAUCUCUGUCUUCACAAAGCCCUCUACAGUGGUUCCACAACUAGAUAAUCAAGGCUCUAACGAAUCACUCUUGGUGACUUGGGAUCGUCCUGUUGGUGGACUAGACAUGUACAUUCUGAACAUCACCAGUGAAGAAGGAUGGAACAGCUCUAAAGUUCUCAAUAGCACUGAACGCAAUUACACCUUCAGUCAACUAAAAGCAGCAACUAUCUUCACAGUCACACUCACAACUGUCAAAGCAGACUUCUGGGAAACAUCUCAUUCAGUAAACAUGGCAACUUAUCCAAACAGACCGGGAGAGAUUACGAUUUUGUUGACGAGCAACCAUUCAGUGUGGUUUCAGUGGGAUGAAGCUGAGAACAUGUCAGAUGGCAGCUUCAGCUACACCCUGACCUGUUGGUUGAGCUUUAACACCAGUCAAUAUCUCACUGCUAAUAACACUUUCCUUUUGGACGGCUUGCAUUCUGGAACAUCCUAUAAUGUUUCUGUGGCUACUGUAGGCCCGAUGGGUUUCCAGAGUGGAUCUAUCAGAGUUCAAGUAACCACCAAGCCCUCUACAGUGGUUCCACAACUAGAUAAUCAAGGCUCUAACGAAUCACUCUUGGUGACGUGGGAUCGUCCUGUUGGUGGACUAGACAUGUACAUUCUGAACAUCACCAGUGAAGAAGGAUGGAACAGCUCUAAAGUUCUCAAUAGCACUGAACGCAAUUACACCUUCAGUCAACUAAAAGCAGCAACUAUCUUCACAGUCACACUCACAACUGUCAAAGCAGACUUCUGGGAAACAUCUCAUUCAGUAAACAUGGCAACUUAUCCAAACAGACCGGGAGAGAUUACGAUUUUGUUGACGAGCAACCAUUCAGUGUGGUUUCAGUGGGAUGAAGCUGAGAACAUGUCAGAUGGCAGCUUCAGCUACACCCUGACCUGUUGGUUGAGCUUUAACACCAGUCAAUAUCUCACUGCUAAUAACACUUUCCUUUUGGACGGCUUGCAUUCUGGAACAUCCUAUAAUGUUUCUGUGGCUACUGUAGGCCCGAUGGGUUUCCAGAGUGGAUCUAUCAGAGUUCAAGUAACCACCAAGCCCUCUACAGUGGUUCCACAACUAGAUAAUCAAGGCUCUAACGAAUCACUCUUGGUGACGUGGGAUCGUCCUGUUGGUGGACUAGACAUGUACAUUCUGAACAUCACCAGUGAAGAAGGAUGGAACAGCUCUAAAGUUCUCAAUAGCACUGAACGCAAUUACACCUUCAGUCAACUAAAAGCAGCAACUAUCUUCACAGUCACACUCACAACUGUCAAAGCAGACUUCUGGGAAACAUCUCAUUCAGUAAACAUGGCAACUUAUCCAAACAGACCGGGAGAGAUUACGAUUUUGUUGACGAGCAACCAUUCAGUGUGGUUUCAGUGGGAUGAAGCUGAGAACAUGUCAGAUGGCAGCUUCAGCUACACCCUGACCUGUUGGUUGAGCUUUAACACCAGUCAAUAUCUCACUGCUAAUAACACUUUCCUUUUGGACGGCUUGCAUUCUGGAACAUCCUAUAAUGUUUCUGUGGCUACUGUAGGCCCGAUGGGUUUCCAGAGUGGAUCUAUCAGAGUUCAAGUAACCACCAAGCCUGAUCCUGUCCAAAACGUACAACUUGGUUCCACAUCAACAAAUACCAUCUCUGUUAUUUGGGCAAAAGUGGAAGGGGUCCCGAAAUAUUUAGUUAGAGUGUACAGUGAGAAGGUAGAGAACAAUUUAACCAGUACAAAUAACAGCAUGACCAUAUACAAUCUGAUGCCUUCAACACUCUAUAACAUCAGUGUGCAGAGCAGCACUUCUGACAACACAGAAGGAGAAGCUGUGUGGCUGCAAGCAUGCACAGAUGCAGCUCCAGUGGAGAAUGUGACCUGUACGGGUCCCAAUUUAACAUUACCUAUGUUAACCCUUUCAUGGAGCCCUCCUCUUGGUGAAAACCUGGACUUUGAAGUUAAGCUGAACUCCAACUCAGAAAAGACCAUCAGUCUAAACCACACCUUCAUUGGACUCAAGUUUAACACUCUGUACAAUGUCAUGCUCUGGACACUUGGUUGUGGGAAGAAAAGCGAGAUGAAAUCAAUUGUCUGUAUGACUGGAAUCACAAAGCCUGUUGUACCUCAAAUAACAUCAGUGAUUGUAUCUGAUCUACAAUACAACAAGUUUACCUUGAUUCUUCAGUCGGAUGUUUUCAAUGACUCAAACGGCCCUGUGCUGUAUUAUGGUGUGCUUGUCUACUCCGGCACUAUUGAUUGCUUGGACAAGAGUAACAAGCUUGAUCGAUGCCUGUUGAACACCUACAAUGACUGGAAAGCAAAGCUGUGCAGCACAUUCCUGGCUGUUGUCAAACAAAAAACAGGGUCUACAAGUGUACAGAUUGGAGAUGGAACUGAAUGGAAUGGUUACAAAAAUGGAGAACUAAAUGCCAAAGCCAGUUACAAUUUUGCUGUCAUUGCUUUCACUCGUCUGGAGAUAAACAACAGUUUAUUGGAUGUGUCUAAUUCAUACUACUCCAUAUCUAAGUUUUACCAAAGUCCCAUCACACUGCCUGAGAACCCAGUGGUAAUUGGAGCAGCUGCAGGAGUCGGUGUUGCUGCUCUUCUUGUUGUAAUCAUCAUUGGGGUUGUGGUUUGUAGACAGAAGCAAAGUAAAGACGAGAAUACUAGUGUUCCUAUCCACUCUAUAAGGCAAGUACACUGUGCUCCAAUAAAGGUGGAGGAUUAUGAGGCUUACUAUAAGAAGCACAGAGCUGAUUCCUUCUGUGGAUUUGCUGAAGAAUUUGAGGAUCUAAGGCCAGUUGGGAUAAAUCAGUCGAAGACUGUUGCUCAGGCACCUGAAAACAAAGCCAAGAAUCGUUACAACAAUGUGCUGCCAUAUGAUUCAUCUCGUGUCAAACUCUCUGUGCUCAGCAGCCCAUUUGAUGACUACAUAAAUGCCAACUACAUGCCGGGUUAUACUUCAAAGAAGGAGUUUAUCGCAGCCCAAGGGCCACUGCCCUGCACUGUCGAUGACUUCUGGAGACUGAUCUGGGAGAAAAACGUCCACACUAUUGUCAUGCUCACUAAAUGCAAUGAGCAAGGACGGGUGAAAUGUGAGGAAUACUGGCCAGCAGAGACAAAACAUUUUAUCAAUCUGACAGUGAUGAGUACUUCUGAGAUCACAUUGGAAGACUGGACUUUACGUGACUUUGAAGUGAAAAAUGUGAAAACAGCAGAGUCUCGAUCAGUUCGUCACUUCCAUUUCACUGCGUGGCCAGACCAUGGAGUUCCUGAGACCACUGAGCUUCUCAUCAACUUCAGACACCUGGUUCGAGAACACAUGGACCAGUUCUCAAGACAUUCACCUACACUUGUGCACUGCAGUGCUGGUGUGGGCCGGACGGGAACCUUCAUCGCCAUUGAUCGGUUAAUCUUUCAGAUUGAGCGGGAGGGUGUAGUAGAUGUAUAUGGGAUCAUCCAUGAUUUACGCAUGCACAGACCACUCAUGGUUCAAACAGAGGAUCAAUAUGUGUUUCUCAACCAGUGUGCCAUGGACAUCAUCAAGUCUCGGACUGGCAACAAUGUAGAUUUGAUUUACCAGAACACAGCUGCACUCACUAUUUAUGAGAACUUUGAACCCUUAAAAAAAGCCAAAAAUGGCUACCAUAAUGCCUGACUGUACCAUGAAUAAUUCAUGAAUAAUGCUGUAAAAGAAAUGUUAUUUUUUUUUUUUUUUUUUUUAAUGGAGUUUUAUUUAAAUAGGAAAAAAUAUAUAUAUUUAUUAAGUUUGUUUAUAAAAGUACGCAGAAAUAUUUUUACAUUUUGUUAAUCAAGUUUUUAUCAAAUACAGAAAUGUAGCUGCAGGGAAGUUUUAUGAGUUUUCAUAGAAUAAAGCUGAUAAUGUUUUAAUUAUGUAAUAUGACUUCAUAAAAAUGGCAUUUCCUCAGACAUAGGCUACAGGUGAAAUGAAGAUAAACAGAAAUAUAGACAUGCACACGUCACAUAGGACUUCACCAUUAGACAGUAGUACAGCAGUAGUGAAGAUAAAAUGGUUAAGCUGGUAAAUUGUUGACAAUGUGCAGUGACAGGUUGCUGUUCUCAGGUCUUUGUUUUUAAUAUAACUAUUAUUUCCGGAUGUCACAGGCCAAAGGUUGACCUUAAAUGGACCAUAAGGACAGUGAGUUAGCAUUGAAUAGUUGCAAUCUUUUUGGUAUUCUCUUCAAUUGUUUAUUUUCAGUAAAGGGACAUGCUGUCCUGUCUGGUCCUGGUUUGUAAAUGUUUUUGUUUUCCUUUUAGAAUGAGGUCAGUGAAUGUUAAGUAUAUUGCCUACUGAUGUAAUUUAUUACAAAAAGAUUUGAACAGAGUGUCACUCUGUACCGUCUGUGCACUUAAACUGUUAUAUUUGUACAUAAUAUAUUUAGUUCAGACUGAACUUCCAAACUUUUUUUUCACAAAGUGUUGUUCCGGGGACUUUUUGCUUGUGUGGUUUUAAUAUUCUGAAAUUUUCUGCACAUAUUUUUUUAAAUAGUUCAUUGAUACUCUGCUGGUCAUGAUACAGAACCAUACCAGAUGAACUCUGUAUUAUACU
This is a messenger RNA of Carassius carassius (crucian carp), 7078 nucleotides long. Its product is annotated as receptor-type tyrosine-protein phosphatase eta-like. Gene Ontology annotation, biological process: protein dephosphorylation; angiogenesis. Bases 146 to 6166 code for a protein of 2006 amino acids. NCBI's taxonomy places the organism in Eukaryota, Metazoa, Chordata, Actinopteri, Cypriniformes, Cyprinidae. The record is from RefSeq and is a predicted model, not a curated record. The transcript is spliced from 32 exons. Gene Ontology annotation, molecular function: cadherin binding; protein tyrosine phosphatase activity.